AUGGCUUCCGAAAAAGAAUUGACGUCACCACGGUUUAUUCCAUCAACUCGUUUCACAUUAGCUUUACUUGUUUCUUUUGCACUUUUCACUCAAUAUGCACAACGAGUUAGUUUAGCUAUGGGUAUUGUUUGUAUGGUUAAUAGAACAAAUAUAAAUACAGCAUUAAACAUAACAACAGAUUCUACUCAAAUUCAAAAUAAAACAACAAUAACAAGAACUAAAUAUGGAUCUCAAUAUCUAGAAGAUAAACAAUUUGUUUUGACUGAAUUUCAACAACAAAUUUUACUUGGUGCUCACUUUUUUGGAUAUCUUCUUACGUUAGCACCCGGUGGUUGGAUAUCGCUUAAAAUAGGUGCCAAACGGACGUUUGGUUUUGGUCUUCUAUUGAGUUCGAUAGCUACAUUAUCAAUGGUUACCAUUUAUUAUUUUCAUGAUAUGUAUUUUAUUCUUGCCGUUAUUUUUCGAGUCAUUACAGGUCUUGGUCAUGGUCCAUUAUUUCCGGCUACAUAUACUGUUUGGUCUAUGUGGGCUGUUCCUUUAGAAAGAAGUACUUUGACAUCAAUUGGAUUUUGUAGUACAAAUUUAGGCACAUCUGUAACAAUGUUAAUUGGUGGCCUCUUUUGUCGUUAUGUUAGUUCAGGAUGGAUUUAUAUAUUUCUUUUAACAAGUGUGUUUGGUUUCAUAUGGUUUCCAUUAUGGAUGUGGUUCGUAGCUGAUUCACCUCUAUCUCAUCGAACAAUCAGCGAACAAGAACGAAACUAUAUAUGUAAACAUAUUGGUAUUGGUAUAGAUAACAAUAAAAAGCGAUCUACUUCAUUUGCUUCUGUGCCUUGGAAAAAAGUUCUUCGUUCGAAACCUAUUAUUGCAUUAGUCAUCUCACAAUUUUGUAAUUUGUUUGGACUUUUCUUUUUCUAUACAAAUGUUGGUAAAUUAUUAACUGAAAUUCAUCGUGUUCCUGCUCAAAAAGCAGGAUAUGUUUUAGCUGGAGGUUUUAUAUUUAUGCCAAUAGUUAGUCUGUCAACUGGUGUUGCUGCUGAUCAUCUUGUACGAUCAAAUGUGAUGUCAUUGACUAAUGUUCGUAAAUUAUUUAAUUCUCUUACAUCAUUUAUUCCUGCAGCAUGUAUGAUUGUUCUUUGUUUUUGUGAUCAUACACAACAAUUACUUGGUAUCAUAACUGUAUUCAUAUUUCUUGUUGGUUCAGCUAUCGCUUAUGGUUCUGGUUAUGUUGUUAACUUUGGUGAUAUAGCUCCAGCCUAUUCAUCGAUUAUCUUUGCUGUAGCAAGUGCACUUGGAACAGUUGGUGCUCUUAUUAGUAAUCUUGUAGCAGGUCUUAUUAUAAAACAACCCAUUCUUGAUGAUUGGCGAAAACUUCUUGUAAUAUUUGCAAUAAUUUAUAUUAUUGGUGGUACUGUUUAUCUAUUAUAUGGAUCAGCAGUACCUCGAAAAUGGGCUAGAUUUCAAUCGGAAGAAUCGAAACAAAAUGAAGAAGAUAUGUCUUUAACAACAAUACCAUUGAAAACAGAUGAUUCACAUGUCACAAAGAAUAAUGAAAUUAGUUAA
Molecule: messenger RNA, 1560 nt
Organism: Rotaria sp. Silwood1
Lineage: Eukaryota; Metazoa; Rotifera; Eurotatoria; Philodinida; Philodinidae
Source: the annotation of a GenBank genome assembly